This is a messenger RNA of Drosophila biarmipes, 1258 nucleotides long. RefSeq names its product prisilkin-39. The coding region runs from base 545 to 1258 and encodes 237 amino acids. Lineage: Eukaryota; Metazoa; Arthropoda; Insecta; Diptera; Drosophilidae. The transcript is spliced from 2 exons. The record is from RefSeq and is a predicted model, not a curated record.
GUUUAAUUGGGUACUUUUAAAAGUAGACACGAAAGUAGUAAAGUUUUAAAUGAGUAAUUUUUAAGUACACCAGUAAAUUUGUUAAUAUUUCAAUAAUUUUUUAAGUCUGAAAUAUGAUGCAGGAACGCCCCCGGUUGUUGGCCUUUUUGAAUGGUGAAUGAAACGAGAAGCCAGCCCAAAACGAAAAAACCCGCGGAAGUGAGCGAUCGAGUUAACGGUGUGAAACAGAUUUCUGACUUAUUUGGCCAACUUUCGGCAAGGUCAAUGUCGGGUGCGAUCGUCUGCAGACUGGGCCCAAACAAGACGAUCGCGAAACUGGGCGUGAAAGCCGCGUGGCGCCAACCAGUUGAUGACGUUCUGGCCAAGAUUUGCGAAGUUCCGCUCGGCCUGCGAUCAUUAUUUGAGGGUGCCGAAGGUCUUCUGGUUUUGUUUUUUGGCAAGCGUAUUUGGAAAAUUACCUAAGAACUCUGUGGUAUAAAAUAUUUUUGGGUUUUUCAGACAGUCUUCAGUUGUUAAUCUGCAUUCGACGGUUCCGGUUACGGAUAUGUUUCUACCCGCGCGUUUGGCUCUUCUGAGCCUUCUUUUUCUGGUGGUCUCUGGGCAGAGGAGUAAAGCCAGAGACAGUCGUCCUCAGGGCAGGACCCUGGGCCUAUUGACACCUCUCUUGCUUGGAGCUACUAGACCACUCUUUGAUGUGCCCCUGGUUGCAGAACCACCCUUAAGACCUGGUGCAGGAUCAGCAUCUGAAGGCACCCAGUCGGAUCCUGUGAACUCCUACUACGGCGGUGGCUAUCCUAGCUACGGAUACAGGCCCAGCUAUGGAUACGGGUAUCCCUCCUACGGUUAUAACUAUGGAUAUCCUGGAUUGGGCUACGGUUAUGGAAGCUACUACAGACCCAAUUACUACAACUAUGGAUAUCAGAGACCACAGCCGUAUUAUGGAUACAGACCAAAUUAUAGUUCCAUUGGAGCCUCAGCAUCCAGUGGAGGCUAUGGUAGCACAGCCAGCAUCUCGAGCUCUCCCUCCUCCAGUCCCACAACAUCGGCAGUUGGAGUGGGAUCGGGAGCGGGAUCAGCAUCUGGAGCUGGUACCCCACAGCUUACCACCGCCCAGCAAGCCCAGUUGGCCGGUAUUUUGGGCCAGGCUCUUGGCAGCAGUCUGCGCCCCCUGCUCGCGAAUGGGGGCGGGGCAGGCGGAGCCUCAGGUGCCGGAGCGAAUCCCCAAGCCCUAAGCGGUCUACUCAGUCUGCUCGGCUAG